CGUCAGUAUUUACAUCAAUAUUUUCUGAAGGCUUUUCCGACAGUGCUUUCCAGCUCGGACAGGGAUUUCGCCCGACGUGGUACGCAGCUUCGCCUGGAGAAACACCUGUGCGCCUCUGCUCUCUGCCGGGCGGCCUCAGCCAUGCAUGCUGAGUAGAGAACAGAUAACCGCAGGGGAGGUGUCUGUCUGCAUUUGUCGGAGAAAAGAAGCGAGAGAGCAGCAGAAACACUGCACAGCCAGACACCAUGCAAGGAAAAACCUGCCCUCAUCGCAAAGUGUUGAAAUGCUAGACCCGAAGAGCAAGAGUUUCACAUCAAAUCAGCAGACUGUUUACAUUGGUGGUGGCCGCAAGAGCCGCUUGACACUAGACUCCAUAACUGUCCGUGUGUGGUUUAAGGCCCCCUUCAGUUAUAAUCGAGAAAAGACACAUUAACUGAUCCUUCAUCAGCACUUUGUGCUUCUGUUGGAUUCAGCAGCCCAGAGGCGAGCCAAGAUGGAGUGGUCACUGGAGAGUGUGAGGGAGAUGGUGGCUGGAGGGAUGCAGUCUGUGAGGGAAUGUGAGAUCUGUGCUUUUGCCAUAGCUAUGUGUGUGCUGCUGCUUUUCAUGUGGUACUGUUACAGAGUGGGCCGCGAGCAUGGCACCAGCCCCCUGCGAGGGAGGUAUCUGGCUGGGCCCAGCCGGAUCGGAGGGGUGGUUGGGGGUUUUAUGAGUUCAGACUGUCGAGGGAGGGGAAAAGGAAAGCAUGGAUCGCUCCUGGAAGAGCAGAAUGGCUUUGCUUUCUGCCAGUCAUCCGAGUGCUUUCGAUGUACCAGCGCCGGCAAGAGCCUGAACCAGAGGCUAUACCACAGCCUGCAGGAAUACGCCAAGCGUUACACCUGGUCAGGUAUGGGCCGGGUCCACAAGGGAGUCCGUGACCAAGGUCGGUACCUCAACAGCCGACCAACUAUCCAGCGGCCAGAAGUCUUCUUCCUUCCCGACCUACCUUCAGCUCCUUUCUUCUCCAGAGAAGUACAGAGACAUGAUGUGGAGCUACUUGAGCAAAGCUUUCCUUCCCUUCUGGCUGAGUUUGAGAGCAUCUACCACCAACCCCCAGCCCGCAGCGGCUCUUCCCUUCCACCAGGCUGGAAAGCUAAUAGCACUCCUCGCGGUCAAUGGUGCACUUACUACCUGGUAAACCAGGGCACCCCGUUGGUCCUCAAUGUCAGGAGAUGUCCACGGGCGUGGCGAGUGCUGGGUCAGCUGCGCACCUUCAUCGCCAACAAUGUCUUUGGAAACGCUUGCUUCUCCGUGCUGACACCUGGAGCUCUCAUUACGGAGCAUUACGGUCCAACAAAUGUCAGGCUGCGCUGCCACCUGGGUCUCAGAGUACCUCCAUCCUGUGAGCUUGUUGUUGGUGGAGAGCCACAGUGCUGGUCUGAGGGCAGCUGUCUGCUUUUUGAUGACUCCUUCCUCCACAGGGCUUUCCAUGACGGCAGCCCAGAGGAUGGCCCCAGGGUGGUUUUCAUGGUGGACCUGUGGCAUCCCAAUGUGGCCGCUGCCGAGAGGCAAGCCUUGGAUUACAUUUUUACUCCGGGCCGUUUAGAGGACAGGGAUGGGAAAUAGUUACAAGUGAGAAACCAAAUCUUUGAGUAAGAAACAGUUUAGAAUAAGUGUCUGUAUGAUUGGGGAGCAACUCUUUUUCUGCCUUCAGACCAGCUUUUCACAUUCACUGUGUACAUAUUAUCCAGCUCUCACAGUAUUGCUCAUAACUCUUCUCAGCAGAUAACCAGACAUUGGGCCUCUCUUAUCAAAAGCUUUUUUACCUGUGGAGCCAUAAUACAUCAUAGAAAAUUAGUAUGGUCUUAUUGUACCUGUAUAUGGUACAAUUCAUCCAAACUUUGUCAUUUCUAAACAUUUUAUGAUUUGGUAAAAUAAUUAACUUUUCUGAUAUGCUGAUGAUUCACUGCUGUUUAUUCAAAGUUUCAUGUUACCUUUAAAAUAUGUUUUGUCCUUGUUUACCCAGAUUGGUGACUUUUCAGAUUGUAAAUAAAAUGUGAACAAAAGUGAAAUAUUCCUGUUAAACGAUGAAGCGCUUAAAUGGAUGUGUCUGCCUUGCUCUUUAAAACAGUUAAAGAGCAACAAGAAAGUAAACACAUUUUAAAGCAAAGUUUUUAAAAUGAAACUGAAUGAUUGAAUGUCAAACAGCCUAUUACUAUGAUGACCCCUAAACACAACUUUUGGCAUCAAAGAUCCCUCAGCUGGGUUAUGUCUGGGUUAGCUGGUUUUGCCACUCAAGGUGUAGCGGUUACUGCAGGUCUGUUUGAUCACUCCAUGCCUCCUUUUGUUCCGCGGUGCCAGGCUGGUUUUUGAAAGCUCACGUGGCUGCAGGAACUUUCUUGGUUGAACUGGGAUUUAUGAACAGACAGAUGCAACUUUGGAGAGGGAGUCAUGUUUGUGGAUUAAUGACAAAAUUGUUUUAAAAAAAGACGCUUAAGUUGCAUUUACAGUGAUCCAAAGGAAGCACAGAAAUUCCCUUUUUUAUUCAACCUUCAGGCAAAAGACUAAUAUUUCUUUACUUCCAACAAAGUAUGAAGAAUAUAAUUUAACUGUUUAUGACACAUAAUCCUUCGUGGUUAAGGUGCCAUUUCUCCUAAGUAGCUAUUAUAAAAUGCGUCGUCAUUACACAUAUAUGCUUUACCACAAGACCAUACUGGACAUUUCCUCCUGUUACAUUACAAAUUACUGAAUGUUUAUCUGCAUACAGAUCAAUGUUGUAACAAAUCAUUCACUAUGUUCGUUUUUUUUUUAAACUUUGGGCUGGUUCAGAAGGAAAAAAAGGAUUUCUGAGAAUGGCGGUGCAGGUCAUACCUUUUUUGUUUUGGUCAUCAGUUAAAGUGGUUAAAUGGUCUGAUAUAGAGUUAUAGAUAUAGAGCAGAGUACAUGCAAUUUACAAGGUUUUAAACUAUCUGAAAAAUUAUAUGUAACUUCAUUCAUGUCAUCUCUUAGAGCAUAAUGGGUCCGUAGGCCAACCAAUUCUGUUAACUAUUAAUGAAGAUUCUUAUGACAUGAGAAUCCUGCCUACAUUUCAACAAGGGCUAAAAAACUAUAAUUUGGUAUUUUUUAUGUAUAUAUAUAUACAUUUGAAUUGCAGUUGAAUUUGCAUUCAGAUUUUCAGGAUGAGCACUUUAGAAUGUAUGUAUUUCUCUGAACAACUGCAUCCUCCUGCUACCAGAAUGUUAACACGUUGUCAAUGAUUGUACUACACAUCACAACCUGCAUACAAUCACAAUUACACAUUAUUUUUGUUCAUUUACUCUUUGAAAAAUCUUGUCUAAGAAGCACAUUAGGUAACAUUUAGGUAGCACAGAACUCAUAAAUAAUCAGGAAGGGAUGAAUUAAACUUUUUUUAUUGAAGGGCUGGAUUAUAGCAGGGAAUAUUUGGCUAUUUCACAUGCACAUCCAGACAAAAGGGACACUAAAAUCUUUCUGCUGAUAUCAGAAAUAGGAUUUGAUAACUGAGGUCCAAUGUUGAUGAUAAUUUGAAUGUUUACAGUUGCAGGUGCUGUCUCUGUCCCCACGCCUACUGGCGAGGUGGUUAAUUGUGAUCACCUUUGAAAAUCACUCCUGUUUUCACUGGAUGUGGUUAGACAAGCACAUUUCAAGUUGAUGUUUUGUGAAUCGGCUUGUGCAGCGACAGAUUUUUGGUAAAAUUUACUAAACUCUUCUAAUUUGGUUGUAUUUGAUAUAUAAGGUUUGUAUUUCUGUAAAUACAUUUGAAGUGGAAAAAAACUAACACCUCGAAUGCCCCGACAUGUCCUAAAAUGACUGUCCCCAAUGCUUUAACUAUUGUGUUGUCUUGAUUUAUAGCUAAAGUGAUUGCAAGUCAUCUUCUGACUGACAAAAGGCAACCAUAAAAAUAAUUUUUGAUAGAUUUGAUCAGAAUGUUCUGUGAAAUGUUUAUGAAGUACUCUCUUUGUUGUUCUGUGAUGUUUUCUUUAGAUCACUGUAAUUUUCCGAGCUCCGUAUGGUACCCAUUAUAAAAAUUACGAUUCUUACUUAUUCAACAAGCCUUCAUGGAUAAAUGUGCGCAGUCUAAAAGGUAGUGAAAAUGAAUCGCGUCAGCUUUACUCGUCGUCCAUUGCAAUUCAAGAGACCCGUUUUAAGUUCUAAUGUUUACAAAGCUGCGAUCAUUUUACAUCAGACAAACACUGACUAUUACGUUGAGCUGUGCAUAAUUGGGUUGAAAAUCAACAGUGCUGCUAAUCCAGUGAAGACAACAAGCUUCCAAACCAUUGGCUUUAUGCACACUGUAUGAUGGGGGACCCAUUUUGUUUACAUUUGGAUUAAGGAUUUUGUCCUUUAAUACUUUCUUGUGUGGAUUUUGAACAGUAUUUCUGUACAUUUAAUAAAUGGUGGAGUAUCUUAUAUAA
Girardinichthys multiradiatus is the source of this 4410-nucleotide messenger RNA. RefSeq names its product aspartate beta-hydroxylase domain containing 2 (gene asphd2). The record is from RefSeq and is a predicted model, not a curated record. NCBI's taxonomy places the organism in Eukaryota, Metazoa, Chordata, Actinopteri, Cyprinodontiformes, Goodeidae. Bases 494 to 1603 code for a protein of 369 amino acids. The transcript has 5 exons.